AUGAGCUCGACCGUCUUUGGGGGCCCUCGCGCUCCGCCGAGAGGCUAUCCUGGAGAAGCUCCAGUGGUGGAUCGGUUUGCCAAGUGGCGAGCAAAGCUAGGCCACGAUCUCCUCAUCGCAGCCGAGCAAGGCAAUGCUGCUGUGGUGAAGAUGUGCUUGGAGCAGAAGGCAGAUCCUUCCGUGAUUUCGCUGGACACAGGCCGCAGCGCCCUUCAUGCCGCUGCUACCUCGGGCAGUGUGGAGGUCAUGCGAGACCUCGUCGACGCUUGCGUCCGUGCCCGCGUCGACCUUAGCCGGGCUGACAAAGCGAAGCGUACCGCAUUGGACGAAGUACUCGAGGUUUCACAAAGACUGCACAUGCCUGCGGAUCUGGCCGUCCCUUUCCUAGCAGCUGCAGAGGAGGCUCCUGAGAUUGUCAGCGAGCUCCAGACCUCCCUACCCAAGUGGCGCCAGGCAUUGCUGACGGUCUUGUCCUGCUGCACCACACCUUUGCCUAUGGUCCAUGAGGCGGCUCUGACUUCCGUGCUGGGUGCAUGGGUCCAAGCCUGUGAGUACUGCGACAUGUUCCUGACACACAGCGGCCUCACCGGACGACGGCAGCAUCUGACGGGCCGACGCCACAUCAACAACAAGAUUGAGUACUAUCAGAUGCUGAUCCGCGAGAAGGGGCUCACACCGCCCAUCUAUCCCCCUCCGCCAGGCAUGGUGCUGCCGAUGCCCAAGUUGCCAGCAGCCGCAGCUGCUCCGAAACCGGCACUCGGCGGAAUUCUGCCAGGGAUGCUUCCGACCAUGCCGAAGCUGCCCGGGGCGAUGCCGGGGCUGCCGGGCAUGCCGGGCAUGCCCUCCAUGCCAGGCAUGAUGCCAGGAAUGCCGAAGAUGCCUGGUAUGCCCAUGAUGCCCAAGAUGUGA
This is a messenger RNA of Symbiodinium natans, 909 nucleotides long. NCBI's taxonomy places the organism in Eukaryota, Dinophyceae, Suessiales, Symbiodiniaceae. The record is from the annotation of a GenBank genome assembly.